AGUCUCUCUUUCUCUCCUUCUUGUCUUAAUCUCAAAGUACGAAACUAUGGCCUCAAACUCCAUCGUCGUUUUCCUCCUCCUCGGGCUCAUAGUUUCCUCCGCCAUAGCUCAGGCUCCGGGACCAUCUCCGACAAGAUCUCCUCUUCCAGCCACUCCUCCAAUUUCUCAGCCUCCGAGAACCUCUGCACCAACUCCUUCACGCGCCACCACUCCUCCGCCGUCCAUCACUCCCACAGCAGCUCCUACUUCUCCUCCUGCUGGCUCACCGACUUCCACCGUCGCUUCACCGCCCGCUCCUCCGACAUCUCUUACACCUGAUGGAGCUCCUGACGCAAAUGCUCCUUCUGGCCCGGCUGGAUCUACUCCCAACGACAACAACAACGCCGCUUCACUCUCCGCCGGAUCUUUCCUAGGAUUCCUAUUAGUCGCCGCUUUGUUGCUUUAAUUUGGUGUUCAGAUUAUGUAUUAAUAAUUCGAGAGUUUAGAUAUUCGAUCUGUGGUUUUUAAUAGUUUGUUUAGAGAUAUAUUUCUUGUUUUGUGAUUAUCUCUAAUACCUUUAGAACACCUUAUGUUAUAUCGUUUGUUAUUAUUACUCAUGGGUUAUUAUUUUCGAUACAUUUAUCUGGUUCUGAAUAUUGCAUCCUGAUUUGAAUUAUUGGUGAUAUACCGAAUUCAAAAUUGGUGGGUUAAGUUUAAACUUAAUUAAAAGUGAUUAGUGGC
Eruca vesicaria subsp. sativa (arugula) is the source of this 720-nucleotide messenger RNA. Lineage: Eukaryota; Viridiplantae; Streptophyta; Magnoliopsida; Brassicales; Brassicaceae. The record is from the annotation of a GenBank genome assembly.